This is a messenger RNA of Lachancea mirantina, 1737 nucleotides long. Lineage: Eukaryota; Fungi; Ascomycota; Saccharomycetes; Saccharomycetales; Saccharomycetaceae. The record is from the annotation of a GenBank genome assembly.
AUGAAGGCAAACCGCUUCAUAGAAUUACUUCUGGGUUUGACGAUAACGGGCUCUUAUGCCUCUGAUCUGAGCACCUCAAGCUCUAAAACUGAUUCAUCUACCAAAGAUCUGGUGGCGCAGGCAGUGAUGCCAGAUUCGUCUUCGAAUUUUUGCCAGAUCGACAAAGACGAGCCUGUCGGCGCGACGUGCGACGUCACUUUUAAGGAAAUCAAUGAAAUUAAUAGACAGAUCCGGAGCGAUCUUCUCGCUCUUGUGCACAGCGACUUCUUCAAAUACUUCAAGCUUGAUCUUUACAAGCAGUGUCCGUUUUGGAAUGACAACGAUGGUUACUGCGUUAAUCGAGCAUGUGCUGUGGACGUAGUUGAGGAAUGGGACACUUUACCAGCAUACUGGCAACCAGAGGUUUUAGGAGGCCUUGACAAUGAGAGUUUCGGGGGUGAAAACAUCGCUUCCGAUGAGUGUGCGUUUCUGGACCAGCUUUGCGAGGGACAAAAAAAUGGUGCUUUGAGUAAACCAGAUGUCAACUAUUGUGAUCUAGAAGAUUUUAGCAAUGAAAAGAGUGUUUUGGUGGAUUUGACUGCUAACCCUGAACGUUUCACAGGCUACGGUGGUAUGCAGUCAACGCAGAUCUGGUCUAGUAUAUACAAAGAAAACUGCUUUUCCUCUGAACAGGCUGGAACCUGCCUCGCUAAGAAUGCAUUCUACAGAUUGAUAUCUGGUCUACAUGCCUCGAUUGGCACACAUCUAUCAAACGAUCAUCUCAAUACCGAGACUGGUGCCUGGGAACCUAACUUAGAACUUUUCAUGGCAAGAGUUGGAAAUUUUCCAGAUCGUGUUGCCAAUAUUUACUUCAAUUAUGCUGUUAUUGCCAAGGCAUUGUGGAAAAUUCGGCCAUACUUGUCUCACCUGGACUUCUGUAACGCCUAUCACGAGGAUGUGAAGUCAAUGAUAAACAGCGUUAUUACCAGAUUAAACUCAAAGAUUUUCAACGAGGAUUUGCUGUUCAAGGACCAAGUCACCAGCACAUUGAAGGACGAUUUCAGAAUGCGUUUCAAAAAUGUCACUAAAAUCAUGGACUGUGUUCAUUGUGACAGAUGCCGGCUAUGGGGAAAAGUUCAGACGACGGGAUAUGCCACCAGUUUGAAAAUACUGUUUGAGUUUGAUUCUGAAGACGAAGAGGGGAAGCAAAAUGUUGUGGACAAACUAACGAAAUAUGAACUUAUUGCUCUGUUUAACACGUUUGAUCGACUUUCAAAAUCCGUGGAAGCCAUAACUAACUUUGAGAAAAUGUAUGACUCAACUGUGAACAGUAUGGCCGGCAAAUUAGCGUCUUUUCUCAAAUCCAACAACUUCUUCAAACUUAUCAAGAGCUCUGUUAUCAGCAGCACGGAGAAGGAAGAGCCAUUGACACGAACUUCGAUCGAUUCUGCAACAUCUUCUGAAAAGACACAAGACGGCAUUUCACAAGAGAAUGAAUUUAAGGACUUGAAGUUUAUGCCAAAAAAGGUAGUAAACAACGUCACUAAGACUGGUAUUAGACAGGCAUGGGACACUGAGCUAAACAACGUAUCUGAGGCGUUGCGCUUCAUCUUCCGAAGCUAUUGGGAUCUUCCUCGCAAUAUAAUUAAAUUCAUGCUUUUGAAAGUUAAUCGCAUGUGGAACAGGUUCGUUGGGGUGCCUGAAUAUCUACAAGAGGCAGAUCAGGAUCCAACCGUAUAUCAGCUUAACAUUCAGUAA